AGUUUUCUAGGCAGGUGUGGACCGCUCUCUGACUUUUCGCCGCUCUCUGACUUUUCACAAUCUCUCAUAACGUUUUGUCUCGGACUCACUGCCCAUAAUGGCCUCCCAACUCCUCAUACGUGUGGUGGUGUACGCCGCGAUGCUGAUGGCGUGUCUCCAGCCCACCACGGGUGCGGGGCUGUGGGCCAAGGCGUUCUCCGUGCUCCUGGCGUCCGUGCUGGCCUGGACGGUCUGCAGGUUCCUGCCCGUCACGGAGGUGGACGGGAAGGGCAAGGCGGUGCUGGUGACGGGGUGCGACACCGGGUUCGGGAAGGAGGUGUCCCGGGUCCUGCACGACAGGGGCUUCACGGUGUUCGCAGGGUGUGUUCUCAAGGACAAGGGUGGAGAAGGUGCCCGUGAGCUGGCUGCUGUAGGGUCUCCCCGUCUCCAUGUACUACAGAUGGACGUCACCAGUGACGACAGUCUGUGGAAGGCUCGGCAGUACAUGGAAGAGAACUUACCAGACAAGGACGCAGGCUUGUGGGCCAUUGUGAACAAUGCGGGCACGUCCACCUAUGGUCUGGUGGAGUGGUGUCCCAUAGAGACCUACAAACGGGUGGCGGAGGUCAACCUGUGGGGCACGGUCAGGGUCACCAAAGUCUUCCUGCCACUUGUACGGAAAGCGAAAGGACGAGUGAUUAACAUUGCCAGUGGGCUGGGUCGCAGCUGUGCCCCGUCCCGCUCGGCGUACGGCAUCACUAAGUACGGGGUGGAGAGCUUCUCGGACGUCCUGAGGUACGAGAUGAAACGGUGGGGCGUGGACGUCAGCAUCAUCGAGCCAGGAAACUUCAUCAGCGCCACCAACAUCUUCAACAAGCAGGGCAUAGAGAGGACUGCUAAGGAACUUUGGGACGGCAUGACAGAUGAAGUGAAGGAAGCCUAUGGUAAGAAAGCCCUGGAUGACUACAAACUCCUGAUGCACCAGUACGCCACCGAGGGCAGCCGGGACACCUCACCUGUGGUGGACGCCAUGGUGGCAGCUGUGGUUGCUGUCAGCCCCAAAGUGCGGUAUAAACCCAUGCAGUUCUACUGGCAUGUUAAAACUUUUGUCAUGACACAUCUACCAGAGUGGAUCGCAGACAACAUAUACAUCUACUGAAAGCAUUCAAAAACCUUACUGAUGUUAUUUGUUCCAAAAGAAGGCA
This is a messenger RNA of Branchiostoma floridae (Florida lancelet), 1184 nucleotides long. RefSeq names its product D-beta-hydroxybutyrate dehydrogenase, mitochondrial-like. The coding region runs from base 98 to 1138 and encodes 346 amino acids. The transcript has 5 exons. Lineage: Eukaryota; Metazoa; Chordata; Leptocardii; Amphioxiformes; Branchiostomatidae. The record is from RefSeq and is a predicted model, not a curated record. Gene Ontology annotation, molecular function: oxidoreductase activity.